AUGGUCUAUAAAGAGCCAGGAUUGGAAUUUGCUGAAUGGUAUCAUGGAUUGUUGCCACGUAAAGAUAUAAAUAUUCUGCUCUCUAAACAAGGUCAAUUUCUGGUUCGCGAAACGGAAAUCAAGAAGGGAGAAGGACUUCAACUAGUAUUAUCAGUAAAAUGGAAUGAUAAGACAAUGCAUUUCAUUAUCCGUCACGUUGAUGGAAAAGUUUUUAUAGAAAAACGCCAAUUCAAUUCUAUCCACGCAUUGAUAAGGUAUCAUUUGGUCAGCAAAGAUCCAAUAACUGACCAGAGCGGUGCUAUGCUUUUGCAUGCCGUUCCUCGACAAAGCUGGGAAGUGAGACAUGAACAGAUAGAACUUCAUGAACUAUUGGGAGAGGGUGCAAUGUCCGCCGUUUAUAAAGGUAUAUUUAGGGGUGAUGAAAGCGAGAAACAGGUUGCGAUUAAAGUACGGAAAGGGCGUAGAUUGGAUAGAGAAACUGUAGAACAGAUUUGUCGAGAAGCUCGGAUAAUGCGCAGACUGGAGCACCCAAAUGUUGUUCGUCUCUAUGGAAUCGCAAUCAGUAAGGAACCAAUAAUGCUGUUGAUGGAACUGUUGAAAGAUGGAAGUCUGGAUGUAUUCCUCGUAACAAAGGGGUCAAAGUUGAGCACACGAGAAAAGUUGUAUUUCUGUCUCGAUAUUGCAUCGGGACUGGAAUUCCUUCAUAAUAAUGGGGUCAUUCAUCGAGAUAUUUCAGCAAGAAAUUGCCUGGUGGAAGACAUGUGUGUCAAAAUAUCCGACUUUAACCUGUCACGAGAAAUCAGAAAACAAGAUGAAAAGUAUAAGAUGACGCGGCUGAAACAAAAUUUGCCCAUAAGAUGGCUAGCACCGGAAACGAUAAAAAGCGCAACAUACACGACAAAAUCAGAUGUGUUCAGUUAUGGGAUAUUACUGUGCGAAGUGUUUACAAAUGGUGCGGAACCAUACUGUGGGAUGACGGUCGCUGAAGUUAUUAUUAAUGUGAAGGACGGAUACCGAAUACCAUCGCCGGAUGCGAUGCCAAAUCGGUUACAGGCUUUGCAGCGAAACUGCUUUGCAAUGGAAGCCUCAAAACGAUGGUCAAUGGCACAAAUCCGAAGAGAAAUCGAAAUGAUUUGUUUACAAUUUCAGGAUUAA
Molecule: messenger RNA, 1155 nt
Organism: Brugia malayi
Lineage: Eukaryota; Metazoa; Nematoda; Chromadorea; Rhabditida; Onchocercidae
Exons: 10
Coding region: 1-1155 (384 amino acids)
Biological process (GO): protein phosphorylation
Molecular function (GO): protein tyrosine kinase activity; ATP binding
Source: RefSeq, a predicted model, not a curated record